GUCAUGACGUCUAAGAAGCAAACAUAAACAAAAAUAAAUCUCUUUGAAAAUUUGUGAUUUUAUUUAGAAAACUUUAUUAAUUCAUAUUUUUUACGAUGGAGAACAUAAAUCCUGCCUUCAAGAUUCUCAACGAAAUUCGUCAACUCGGUUGCACCGAUGAAGCUCUCUGCGCAGCGACCUACCGGACUUAUCUGCAUCUUUGUGAAGACCGCUCCAUGUGGGACGUCCAGUACAACUACUCAAGCCCACUGAACACGCUCUACCUGAAAGCCCGCAAGCAGCAGGAUUCCCCCGAGGACGUAUACAUUCCGGUGCCAUCCUUCGACAGUAUCCCGCUGGAACGAAUUGAGAAACUACAAGCUGAGCUUGUUCCACCUCCAGACAGUAACCAAAACGGCAGUCGAUGCCUCGUGCUGGCCGUGUGCGAUCCAAGCUCGACGGUGCUGUUGUACCGGAUGUCCAACGCCAUCAAGCCGGUGUUUGGGAAGCCACUGUCGCGGAAUAAAAUGCUCAAACAACGGGCGGCAGCACGGGCAGGGGGUGGUGAUGAAACAAUGGAGGUGCAAUAAAGUUGAUUGUUUUUGAGAUAAAGUUAAAAACAUUCUUUUA
Molecule: messenger RNA, 609 nt
Organism: Culex pipiens pallens (northern house mosquito)
Lineage: Eukaryota; Metazoa; Arthropoda; Insecta; Diptera; Culicidae
Exons: 3
Coding region: 96-569 (157 amino acids)
Biological process (GO): tRNA splicing, via endonucleolytic cleavage and ligation
Molecular function (GO): nucleic acid binding
Source: RefSeq, a predicted model, not a curated record